CUCCCAAGUCUAUUUUCCCUGGCCUAUUUCUGCCACUCUUGCCAGACACAGCGAUGCUCAACACAACCGGCCCAGACAGCCUGCGCGACGAGUUCUUGUCCGAGCUGCGCGACCACCAAUACGGCCUUGCCAACUUCUCGCCACCCAACCACCUGCAAAGCACGCUGACGCUGAUCGAGGGCCACCAGAUAUCAGUGACCCUCGACACGCGCGGCUACACGGUGGCCAAAGCCAGCGGCAGCGACAUGGCAGGCUGGACCGGCAAGACCUUCGAAACCCUGACGUCAUUAUUAUCCGCUGUGAGCCCGCGCUUCAACAGCAGCAUGCACCAGGAGCUGUUUUCCAAGCUCCAGGCGCUGGCCGACUCGAGCGAUUUGGGCCAGGAGCAGAUCCGCUGAUGGCCCAAUCACAGCCAGGGCCUUUUAUUUGCCUUCCCUCCGGCGAAUUUUUUUCUCUGGCGUGUUUUGUGGGCACGCAUGACUCUGCCCCGUCGCCUCUUCUCUCUCUCUGAAUCACCCCAGUCGAAAACAUUCAUAUUUAUACCACACACUUCUUUUGUCGCUGCCAUCGCCUCUCUCGAUAGCAAAGAACGCUUCUUCGUAGCCUUUUACAUACAAAAGACACAGAAAAAGACACAGACACAACCCCCCAGGUCAAACAGGUCCCGCGCUAUUUAUUAUCAGCCGUCUCUCUUUCUUCCUUUUGCUGCUUAAUGAGUACUCAAGUUUCCAACGAAAAGCCCACUUUGAAUGGUGUCAGGAUUCGUACUCGCAAA
Molecule: messenger RNA, 775 nt
Organism: Linderina pennispora
Lineage: Eukaryota; Fungi; Kickxellomycota; Kickxellomycetes; Kickxellales; Kickxellaceae
Exons: 1
Coding region: 54-398 (114 amino acids)
Source: RefSeq, a predicted model, not a curated record